AUGCGGCUACUGCUUGUCGCUCUACUCCUAAUCGGGGUCGGGGCAUGGAGAUCGGCAAAGUCCUUUAAAAACCCCGGAAUUCCAAGCCGACAUCCCCUUCGAGAUCCGAUCACCCUCAAGAAUUACGACUACAAUUUUUGGGAGAAAACGGCUAGCAAGUCCAGCAACAACGUUUUCCAUUCCCAAAACGGCUAUAAAUGGUCAGAAGAGUGGUAUAAAGAAAUGCCGGUUGACCACUUCGCGUAUACGGACAACCGAACUUUUGAAUUACGCUAUUUCAUCAACACUGAAUCUUACAAGCCUGGUGGUCCGAUCCUCUUUUACACCGGAAAUGAGGGGUCUUUGGAGAGCUUUGCAGAGAAUACGGGCUUCAUGUGGGACAUUGCCCCGGAAUUCAACGCGGCUGUCGUUUUUGCGGAACAUCGCUUUUAUGGAAAGUCCAAGCCUUUUGGAGAUGAUAGUUAUAAGGCAACGAAAUAUUUGGGUUAUCUCAGCUCUCAACAAGCUCUUGCCGAUUUCGUGGUGUUGAUCAACCAUUUAAAGGACACUAGGAUCAAAGACGCUCAAAAAUCUCGCGUGAUCGCCUUUGGUGGUAGUUACGGUGGUAUGCUAUCCGCUUGGCUGAGGAUUAAAUAUCCUCAUGUUGUUCAAGGAGCCAUUGCCGCAUCCGCGCCUGUCUUUUGGUUCCAAAAUUCUGGUAUCCAAGAAGAUAUCUAUGAUCGUAUUGUUACAAGAUCUUUUGUCGGGUCUGGCUGUAAUUUCAAGGCGAUUGAAGGAGGCUGGGGCGCAAUUGCUAGCCUGGCGGAAACUGAAAACGGCCGGGCCUACUUGAACGAUCUCUUCCACCUCUCUUCUGAAUCAACGGUUCAAGCGAAGACUGACGCGACUUGGUUGAUUGGAUACAUUCGAGAAGCCAUGGAAAGGUGGCCGGUUCAGGAAACGUGCAAGAAGCUGAAAACAGUUCCGGACACUCCGGAAAAAUUGGCCGCGCAGAUGUACGAGACCCUUUGCGCAAAUCCCGCGAAUUGUGCGGGUGCGUUCGCGGCUCUUGGAGACGUACAGGGAUGGACAUGGCAGACCUGCACCGAAAUGGUGAUGCCACUCUGCGCGAACGGCCCUCCAAGCGACUUCUUCUGGAAGGAUUGCCCCUUCUCGACCCAGCAAUAUGCAAAGACUUGUACUGAUAUGUUCGGAGCACGUGGAUAUGAUCGAACGAUGAUGCGUCCGGACUGGGCUAUCCAGCACUAUGGCUCAUACUUCCCCACUGCAUCUAACAUUGUUUUCAGCAACGGCUUCCUGGACCCGUGGUCAGGUGGUGGCUGGGCUUUGAAGCCAAAGACCGAGGGAAGCCUGGUUAGCUUGAUCCUACUGGAAGGAGCACAUCAUUACGACCUGCGAGGAGCUAACGAAAAGGAUACCGAUGAGGUGAAAAAAGUACGUGAAGAAGAGAAGAAGCAAAUCGCCAAAUGGAUUAGCCAGCCCUUG
Mesorhabditis spiculigera is the source of this 1485-nucleotide messenger RNA. NCBI's taxonomy places the organism in Eukaryota, Metazoa, Nematoda, Chromadorea, Rhabditida, Rhabditidae. The record is from the annotation of a GenBank genome assembly.